UCAGGCAGGCCCCUGGGAUGUAUACUUUAAAACACACACAGGCUUAGAAAUUUCCCCGCGUACACACCAGUAAGGCCAGCCGAAAGGAGCGGCAGAUAGGUGCAGUGGCGUUGUUGGAAGACCAGAGAGCAGAGCAUACAGGAUGGCUGGAAGGAGACGAGGCCGAGGCAGCAACGUCCAGCAACAACAGACCCCACGGAACCAAAGAGGAGGCUCUCGUAGGGCUCUCCGGGAACCAGCUGCUUUUGCCAAGUCUACAGGUUGUGAAUCAGAGGUCCCCCAUGAAAAGUUGACCCUUGCCCAAGCACGAAGGGGCACACCAGUUCAUCGUCCAGUGCGAGUCUACGCUGAUGGGAUCUUUGAUCUGUUCCAUUCGGGGCAUGCUCGAGCUCUAAUGCAGGCCAAAAAUGUUUUCCCCAACACAUACCUGAUAGUAGGAGUCUGCAGUGACGAGCUCACCCACAAGUUUAAGGGUUACACGGUGAUGACAGAGGAUGAACGCUACGAAGCCCUGAGGCACUGCCGUUAUGUUGACGAGGUGGUGCGAGACGCUCCCUGGACCCUUUCCGCAGAGUUCCUCAGGAAACAUAAGAUUGACUUUGUGGCCCAUGACGACAUCCCUUAUACCUCUGCUGGAUCACACGAUGUUUAUAAACACAUCAAGGAAGCAGGGAUGUUUGUGGCCACUCAGAGGACAGAAGGUAUCUCCACAUCUGAUCUGAUCACUCGAAUCGUCCGUGACUAUGACAUCUAUGUUCGACGCAACCUGCAAAGAGGCUACACAGCUCGAGAACUAAAUGUUGGAUUCAUUAAUGAGAAGAAAUACCGUCUGCAGGAGCAGGUGGACAAGAUGAAAGAGACAGUCCGUACAGUGGAGGAAAAGUCCAAACACUUUGUCUACAGAGUGGAAGAGAAGAGUCAAGACCUCAUCCACAAGUGGGAAGAGAAGUCGCGAGAAUUCAUUGGCAACUUCCUGGAGCUUUUUGGACCUGAUGGAGCCUGGCAUGCGAUUCAGGAACGCAGUGGCCGUAUGCUGCAGGCCCUUUCACCUUACUCCUCGCCCCGCGGCUCCCCCAGCAGUAGUCCCACCAGAAGACGGUCUGUUUCUCCUGACUCCGCCUCAGCCUCUGCUUCCCCCUCCUCUCUGUCCCCUCCUUCCUCCCCCUCUUCACCAAAGAAGACCACACGCUCCUCUCUCAAAGCUGCAUCCACACUCAGUGAACAUGUACAAUAAGGUCAUCUUGGUUUGAUCUUUUUUGUUGGUCUCCUUACAGGCUGUUGGUCAAUAACCUGGUUCAUAAUGUGUCAAAUGAGGUUAUCAAUUAAAUUAACCAAUGACAAGGAAGUAUUUACUGGUUUAUUCAAGUGCAAUAUAUCACAAUGUACAUAAUGUUUCUUCACUGAAAAUAAAUGGAAAAGACAUUAAAAUUUCCUCAGAUGUUA
This is a messenger RNA of Epinephelus lanceolatus (giant grouper), 1443 nucleotides long. Its product is annotated as choline-phosphate cytidylyltransferase B-like. Lineage: Eukaryota; Metazoa; Chordata; Actinopteri; Perciformes; Serranidae. Gene Ontology annotation, molecular function: phosphatidylcholine binding; choline-phosphate cytidylyltransferase activity. Gene Ontology annotation, biological process: CDP-choline pathway. The record is from RefSeq and is a predicted model, not a curated record.